CUGAAAGCUCUGAUAUCAUCUUUUCACCUGCACACAAAUAAAGAACAAGUGUCACUGGACCUGUCAUCGUAUAAAAGGUAAGCAUGGGUGACUGGGGAUUCCUCUCCAAGCUUUUAGACAAAGUGCAGUCUCACUCAACCAAUAUUGGGAAAGUGUGGCUGACGGUUCUGCUGAUCUUCAGAAUAAUGGUUCUUGGAGCUGGACUGGACAAAGUCUGGGGAGAUGAACAGUCCAGUAUGGUCUGCAACAUCAACACUCCUGGUUGCUUGAACGCGUGCUACGACCACGUCUUCCCCAUUUCCCACAUGCGAUUCUGGGUGCUCCAAAUCAUCUUUGUGGCCACGCCAAAUCUGGUCUACCUCGGCUACGUUCUGCACGUCAUCCACAAGGAAAACAAACUGAGGCAGCAUUUACAAAACCAGGCAGAGAAACGUGGGGUAAAACUGCCCAAAUACACUGAUGACAACGGGAAGAUUUAUUACAAAGGGAGCCUGCUUGGUUGCUAUAUGUUGAGUCUCAUUGUCACCAUUUUGUUUGAAGCAGGGUUCAUUGUGGCCCAGUACUAUUUAAUUGGCCUUUGGAUGGCCACACAGCUAGAAUGUAAGGUAGAUCCUUGCCCUGCAAUUGGUCUGCAUUGUUUUACAUCCCGCCCAACUGAAAAGACCGUCUUCAUUGUCUUCAUGCUCAUUGUGGCGUGUGUGUCUUUAGUUUUAAAUCUAGGAGAGAUAUUCUAUCUGAUGGGUCGUAGAGGCGAACACAAGAGGAGGACAUCUGCAGUGGCUGAGAUGCAGAAAUUAACCCCCACUGAGACAUUUUGCUGAAUGAAACUGUCUGAAAUGACAUCUUAUUUCCCUUAAAGCUUACUGUAACUACUAACUUUGCAAUGU
Sinocyclocheilus anshuiensis is the source of this 887-nucleotide messenger RNA. It is a transcript of the gene gja12.2, whose product is annotated as gap junction protein alpha 12.2. Gene Ontology annotation, cellular component: connexin complex. The transcript has 2 exons. Gene Ontology annotation, molecular function: gap junction channel activity. The coding region runs from base 84 to 821 and encodes 245 amino acids. The record is from RefSeq and is a predicted model, not a curated record. Gene Ontology annotation, biological process: cell-cell signaling. Lineage: Eukaryota; Metazoa; Chordata; Actinopteri; Cypriniformes; Cyprinidae.